AAUGUUAUUUGAAUUCCGUUUCUUGGAGUACUCAAAAAUGUCAAAAUAUGUAAACGCAAUCCAGUCAUCCAAAACAACAAAAAAAAAAGAAAAACAAGCAACAAAGACGUCAAGAUUUCCUGACGGAUUUUUUGGAGGACAUUGCUGCCGUUUUUGGUAUAUUUCCUUAGUUCGUGAAACUUUAACAUUUACAUAUUUUAAAAAGUGUGCUUCAUUGUGCUUUUCCUUUUGAUAAUUUAAAUGUUUGCCUAGCAGAAUAGCAGUAAUGCUUGGGCUAAUGAAAAAUAUUCAACCUCAAAGUUCCCAAUACGUUACUUCCCCAUACCAAAACCGUCCAACGGCACAACAAAUAUCAAGUAACUGCAAUGUCUUUGCGUGCAAUUAAAAAACGAGAGAGUCAACAAAAUUCCACAGCUAGCGUGCGACAGACGAUUUUUAAAAAAUCCCAUACAUCGCCACGCAAGCUAUUAUCAACAGCUAGUUCUUCUUGUGGUACUGACAAUAUUGACAAUAUAUCAAAAGUUAAUAAUACUGCCAUUUUGAAACAAACAAGUAGUUUGCAUACACUACGCAACUUAAAAAACCAACACUUCUUACUUGAUCGCGCUGUACAUUCCAACCCGGAACUACGUCAUCCACUAACUACCGGCGACGAUACGGUUGAAAGCCUCGCACAUGUGGUGCGCACCAAAUCCGACGGUGACUUGCGUGCAUUACUAAAAAGUUGUACAGGUAAUGCAGCAGAUACAGAAGGGCGUGGCUUGAUCGGUGCUAAAUCAGAGGUUUGCUUACAGUCCAUUUCAUCGCACAGUUAUCAAGACGAUAGCUCUGCCGCACCGACGCCCACAGCGAGUAGUCGACACCAAGUUUCAACUAAUUUAAAAGCCAUCGAUCCUUCACAACGUCCAAAGACAUUAGCCACCAACAGUAAUAUGCUAUCCGGUGCUCGCUCACAUCGUGACCUUUCACAAUCGGCGUACGGCGCCAACAACAGCACGUAUGACAUCACACUUUCACCGACCCGCCGACGUAUGAGUGAGUGUAGCUUGAAUUCAAGCACAAGCUAUUCUCAACGCACAAGUGCAAUGUCUAGUAGCGCUUUAACGCUGUCAUCCAAUAGCCCCGCCACAAAUGAACCAAACACUGUGAUGCGUGUGCCAAUAAUCGGUUAUGAAGUUAUGGAGGAACGUGCGCGCUUUACAGUGUACAAAUUGCGUGUAGAGAAUCCAAUGACAAAUGAUUGUUGGCUUGUGCUGCGACGAUACACCGAUUUUGUGCGUUUGAAUACAAAACUUAAGCAGCUAUUUCCAAAUAUCGUACUUUUGCUGCCACGCAAGAAAAUCUUUGGUGAUAAUUUCAAUGCCGUCUUUCUUGAUAAUCGGGUACAAGGUCUACAAAUAUUCGUCAACUCCAUUAUGUCCAAAGAGGAGUUGCGUAAAUGUAAACUUGUACGUGAGUUCUUUUGCUUAGACGAACCGCCAUCAUAUUCUGAAUCGAUGGAGGAGUGCAGGGCUAUUUUUGAAGCGCAAGAGGAGACGAUAGCUCAUCUAAAAUCGCAAGUGAAUAGCAAAAACGAAUUGAUAUUAAAUUUACAACAAAAACUGCGUGAUGAAAUCGCGGAGAAAGAGCACCUCAAAACUGCCUUGAAAAAUGCGUCUGCCAAUUGUCCGAACUGUGCUAUUGUGCAUCAGGGUGCUCCUUAAAUUAGUUCAAACCGAAAUUCUCGGUUACAUUUAAAGCAUAAGAUAUUUAAAAUAUUUUUACAGCGAAAAACUAUAUAAUAUUAUUAAGUAUGUUAUGCAUGGCAUAACCAAAUCAGCAAAAUGUAAAGAAAAACAAACAGAGAUAUUCUGCUGCAAAAAUGGCAAAAUGAAUCUUCUGGCCAGGCUCGAGUUUGUUAUUAAAAUUAGGAGUUCUUCUGCGGAAUUAAAAUGAAAAUGUAAUAUAAAGAGAUAUAAUCUCAAGAUAUUCAAUUGUAGUUCGCGAAAUCAAAGCUAUUUCCGUGCUCGAAAAUAUGAUAUUAGUUAUUUUUUUUUUAGGGGAUGUGUAACAAAUAUAACUUAUUUCCUUGUAAACCUUUAGGUGCUUUAGUUUAAACAAACGACAUUAUAUUGUACACAAAUUUUCAAACAAAGUAAACACAAAUGUUUUCAAAUUAAUAGUUAAAAAUGUUAUAUAUAUUCCGAUAUUUUCCUUAUCAUAGCAUAAUUUUGCUACUGAGUUAGAGAAAUAUUAGAAAA
Messenger RNA from Ceratitis capitata (Mediterranean fruit fly), 2240 nucleotides. RefSeq names its product sorting nexin-16 (gene Snx16). Gene Ontology annotation, cellular component: late endosome; early endosome; extrinsic component of endosome membrane. Bases 366 to 1703 code for a protein of 445 amino acids. NCBI's taxonomy places the organism in Eukaryota, Metazoa, Arthropoda, Insecta, Diptera, Tephritidae. The record is from RefSeq and is a predicted model, not a curated record. Gene Ontology annotation, biological process: protein targeting to lysosome; endosome to lysosome transport; early endosome to late endosome transport. The transcript has 3 exons. Gene Ontology annotation, molecular function: phosphatidylinositol binding.